This is a messenger RNA of Fonsecaea erecta, 840 nucleotides long. RefSeq lists its product as hypothetical. Bases 1 to 840 code for a protein of 279 amino acids. The transcript has a single exon. The record is from RefSeq and is a predicted model, not a curated record. NCBI's taxonomy places the organism in Eukaryota, Fungi, Ascomycota, Eurotiomycetes, Chaetothyriales, Herpotrichiellaceae.
AUGGCAGCUGCAGAUUACUUUACAUCAGGCCCCAGGCCUCCGCUGGACCAACAGAACAAUAGCCCAUAUGGGCCUCCACAACCUCAGAGAAUACACUCAUCGCAGCCUGGAUAUGGUUACAGACCUGGUCAACCAGGCCAACUGAGCCCACAGUUUGGCGUUCAGCCGCCAUCUCCGUAUAUUCCUCCUCCUGCCUACCAGCCUCUCAACACCGACCCGAAGGUCCAUUUCGCUGCCACGCCUGGACAGCCUCGACCUUCUCACUCCAGCCAGCCGAUAUAUUCCCUCAAUCAGCCCAACUUCCAAGCCAAUCCUGCGCAGCAACUAAAUCCAUAUCCUCCAGGCCCAUAUGUGCCUCAAGCCUAUCAACACCAGUCCUACGGGCCUCCUCACCAUCGACCCCACCACAGACCAUCGCACAGUGACCCUUCUGGCUCCGGCUACUCUUCAGAUCCCGAGCCGAACAGGAGAAAGCACAAGGAGCGAAGCCGUCGCAUCUCAGAUCACUCACGGUCUACCAACGCGGAUGGCUUCCUCGGCGCCACGGGCGGCGGUCUGAUAGGCGACCUGAUUUUCCCUGGGCUCGGCACGAUCGGUGGCGCGUUGGUGGGAUGGGUCGGUGGCAAGGACUACGGCAAGCACAGGAAGUGGAGAGAAGAAAAGAGGGAACGGGAGCAGGAGCGCUGGGAGAGGGAAUACGGCAGGAGGAGCAGCCACAGUCACAGUCGGUCGCGGAGUCACAGCAGGGAUCGGGACAGGGACAGAGACGCGCACGACCGGGGACACAGUCACGGUCGACAUGACGGACGGAAACACAGCCAUGAGAGACGGAACGGCUAG